AUGUCGACUGAGACGACAAGAAUAAUCCUCUCUCUUUUGCAACCGCAGCAAACAGAACUGGUUCUCCCAAACGGCUUCCAGGUGCAGAUUCUUGAUUCUCUAUCGGAGAUUGCCUGCUCUCCGUCUAGCUCCGUGAAGAAAUUCCAGUACGCUGCCUUUAUUCGAGAAGAAAGUAUUCUUCUCGUGUGGCAUGAUGAACUAGACAGGAUAUUGGUACAUGCAGAGAAUGUGGAAGGGAAACUCCUCUCUUUCAUCUGUGGAACCUCAGGCUCAGUAUUUGCCCCAUCCGUCAAUGCUCAUCCUCUCCAGCGCUCAUCCCUCACCUCGCCUGCCGAGUCUACACACCAUGUUAUCUCAACUUGGAACAAGGAAGCAACCACGCCUGCAAACCAAACAUUUGGCUCCUCGGACGAAGAAGCUGCGGCUCCCAUUGAGUCAUUGGACCGGCCGCUCGCCUUGACAAGUUCAAUCUUUGUCGGUCUAGCGAUGUGCUUGAUUAUUGUUCUUCUCUUGGGAUUUGGAGUUUCUAAUCUAUUGCUCCAAGUUUUCAUCGAUGGGAAUUACAUAAGGUUAGCGUUGGCUGCGACCAUUCCAAUCUUUAUGCUCUUCAGCAUAUUUUUUGUCAUUGUAAUUUUCACCGACAUUUUCCAAGCGAUUGGCCCUAUAAAGACUUUGAAGACGAACUCCCGGUAUUACUCCGCGCUAAGGCCCGAUCUAUCUCAUGCCUACUCUCUAGGCUUUAAACCGCCGAGGCUUACGAUACAAAUGCCAGUCUACACUGAGUCAUUGAAUGGCGUUAUCAUUCCAACUGUGACCAGCUUGAAGGCGGCUAUAUCCCAUUACGAAUCUCACGGAGGCAGUGCCUCGAUUUUUAUUAAUGAUGAUGGACUCGCAUAUCUCUCUGAAGAACAACGAGAAGAACGCAUCAACUUUUAUCAUGACAAUAAUAUUGGCUGGGUGGCACGACCUAAAAAUAAUGACAAUGGCUACAUUCGGAAGGGCAAAUUCAAAAAAGCCUCUAAUAUGAAUUUCGCGUUAAAUGUUUCGAACAAGGUGGAGGAUAGGCUCCUUGAGAUGCUAUCAGAUACAUUGGAAACGACGGAUAUGAUAGAGGCGAGCCAAGAAGAGCACCUCUACCAGCUGGCCUUAAAUGAGGUUCUUGCCUCCGACAGUCGUGUUUGGGCGGCUGGGGACAUACGCAUCGGGGAAUCAAUCCUCAUCGUGGACUCGGAUACUCGAGUGCCGGUAGACUGUUUACUAUAUGGGGCUGCCGAAAUGUUUCUCAGCCCAGAGGUUGCAAUUGUUCAACAUUCGACUGGUGUCAUGCAAGUCUCCGAGGAUUAUUUUGAAAACGGGAUCACAUUCUUUACGAAUUUAAUCUACUCUGCGAUCAGGUUUGCGGUUGGAAGCGGCGAAACUGCCCCAUUUGUUGGGCAUAAUGCUUUUCUUCGCUGGAAGGCGGUUCAAUCUGUAGGCAAACCAGAUGACGGCUAUGUAGCCUAUUGGUCCGAAAGCCAUGUGUCAGAAGAUUUUGAUAUUGCGCUUCGGCUACAAAUAGGCGGUAACAUUGUGCGCCUCGCGAGCUAUCAUGGCGACGAGUUCAAAGAGGGUGUCUCCUUGACCAUUUAUGAUGAAUUGGCGCGCUGGGAGAAAUAUGCAUAUGGAUGCAAUGAGCUUGUCUUCAAUCCAAUCCAUACCUGGCUUUUUAGAGGUCCUUUUACUCGACUUUUUAUGACAUUUCUUUGGUGUAAGCUACCAUUGUCAUCCAAGAUAACUAUCCUGGGAUAUAUUUCUUCAUUGUUCCUUGGCCUUAUCGUUGUCUUCCCUCUGUUCGGCAAUGUCUCUCUCGCCAUUAUCCGCUAUCGUCUAGGGGAAAAAAGCUUAUGGGGCGCCCUCGUUGAAAACUUCAAAUGGGUGCCCAUGAUGGCUAUAUUUUUCGGUGGCAUCUCCUUUCAUCUCAGCUUGGCAAUUCUCUCACAGAUGUUUCGCAUCAAUAUGGAAUGGGGAGCAACCGCGAAGGAGAAAGAUGAUUCAAAUUUCUUUAAAGAAAUGCCCAAGAUCUUCAAGGGAUUCAAAUGGAUGUAUGCGGUCAUCAUACCUCUUAUCGGUGGCAUGGUGUACCUAGGUUGCUUUGCUCCUAGGGGCUGGGAGAUCACUGAGAUUGCAGCAGUGGUGCCCAUGGCAGUGACCCUAUCUUCACAUGCUCUUCUUCCCUUGCUCCUAAACCCUUCACUGAUGAUUUUCAACUACUGA
Messenger RNA from Uncinocarpus reesii 1704, 2253 nucleotides. RefSeq lists its product as uncharacterized. NCBI's taxonomy places the organism in Eukaryota, Fungi, Ascomycota, Eurotiomycetes, Onygenales, Onygenaceae. The transcript has 7 exons. The coding region runs from base 1 to 2253 and encodes 750 amino acids. The record is from RefSeq and is a predicted model, not a curated record.